Messenger RNA from Calidris pugnax (ruff), 1729 nucleotides. RefSeq names its product GATA zinc finger domain containing 2B (gene GATAD2B). Gene Ontology annotation, biological process: negative regulation of transcription by RNA polymerase II. The record is from RefSeq and is a predicted model, not a curated record. Gene Ontology annotation, cellular component: NuRD complex. The coding region runs from base 29 to 1729 and encodes 566 amino acids. Gene Ontology annotation, molecular function: sequence-specific DNA binding; zinc ion binding. Lineage: Eukaryota; Metazoa; Chordata; Aves; Charadriiformes; Scolopacidae. The transcript has 10 exons.
AGAGGAGGCAGCGGGAAUAUUGUACCUGAUGGACAGAAUGACGGAAGAUGCCCUGCGCCUGAACCUCUUGAAGCGGAGCUUGGACCAAGCGGACGAUCGGGAUGACGUCCUGGCCAAGAGGUUGAAAAUGGAAGGACACGAAGCCAUGGAGCGCCUGAAGAUGUUGGCACUGCUGAAGAGGAAAGACCUCUCGGGCAUCGAGGUGCCCCACGAGCUCCCGGUGAAACAGGACGGCGUGAAGGUCUACGAGGAGAAGCUGAACGGGAGCCUCAGGCCCCAUGGGGAUGGCAGGACUGCAGGGAGGCCGGGGAAGGAGAACAUCAACGAUGAGCCGGUGGAUAUGAGCGCGAGGAGGAGUGACCAGGACAGGGGGCGAUUAACCCCUUCGCCGGAUAUAAUUGUCCUCUCCGAUAACGAGGCGUCCAGUCCCCGCUCCAGCUCCCGCAUGGAGGAAAGACUUAAAGCAGCAAAUCUUGAAAUGUUUAAGGGUAAAAGCAUAGAGGAGAGACAGCAGCUGAUCAAGCAGCUCCGGGAUGAGCUCCGGCUGGAGGAGGCCAGGCUGGUGCUGCUGAAGAAGUUGAGGCAAAGUCAACUGCAGAAGGAGAACGUGGUACAGAAGACUCCGGUUGUCCAGAAUGCGGCGUCUAUUGUCCAGCCAUCUCCUGCUCACGUGGGACAGCAGGGCCUGUCCAAGCUUCCCUCCAGGCCUGGAGCUCAGGGGGUUGAGCCUCAGAACUUAAGGACAUUACAGGGUCACAGCGUCAUCCGGUCGGCCACGAACACGACCCUGCCCCACAUGCUGAUGUCGCAGCGUGUGAUCGCUCCCAACCCUGCCCAGUUACAGGGGCAGCGGGUUCCUCCCAAACCCGGCCUCAUCCGCACUACAACUCCGAGCAUGAACCCAGCCAUCAACUACCAGCCGCAAUCGAGUUCUUCUGUUCCUUGCCAGCGGACGUCGUCUUCAGCCAUCUAUAUGAACCUUGCCUCCCACAUCCAACCCGGCACGGUCAACAGGGUGUCUUCUCCUCUCCCCAGCCCCAGCGCCCUCAACGACGCCGCCAACUCCCAGGCGGCCGCCAAGCUUGCCCUCCGCAAGCAGCUGGAAAAGACGCUGCUGGAGAUUCCCCCUCCCAAACCCCCUGCUCCCCUCCUCCAUUUCUUGCCCAGCGCGGCCAACAGCGAGUUCAUCUACAUGGUGGGGCUGGAGGAGGUGGUGCAGAGCGUUAUCGACAGUCAAGGGAAAAGCUGCGCGUCCCUCCUGCGCGUGGAGCCCUUCGUCUGCGCCCAGUGCCGCACCGACUUCACCCCGCACUGGAAGCAGGAGAAGAACGGGAAGAUCCUGUGCGAGCAGUGCAUGACUUCCAACCAGAAGAAGGCACUGAAGGCAGAGCACACCAACCGGCUGAAGAACGCCUUCGUCAAAGCUUUGCAGCAGGAGCAGGAGAUCGAGCAGAGGUUACAGCAGCAGGCGGCCUUGUCCCCCACCGCGGCCCCCGCCGUCUCCAGCGUCAGCAAACAGGAGAACAUCAUGAGGCACCACACGCUCCGGCAGGCUCCUCAGCCCCAGAGCACUUUGCAGCGCGGCAUCCCCACCUCGGCCCGCUCCAUGCUCUCCAACUUCGCCCAGGCACCCCAGCUCUCGGUGGCCGGCGGUCUCCUCGGCAUGCCAGGUACUGUCCCCACGGGGGCACGGGGAGGGACGGGGCUUGGGGACAAAGGGAGAGGUUGA